Orussus abietinus is the source of this 5773-nucleotide messenger RNA. RefSeq names its product calcium-dependent secretion activator (gene Cadps). Gene Ontology annotation, biological process: synaptic vesicle exocytosis; dense core granule exocytosis. Lineage: Eukaryota; Metazoa; Arthropoda; Insecta; Hymenoptera; Orussidae. Bases 57 to 3920 code for a protein of 1287 amino acids. The record is from RefSeq and is a predicted model, not a curated record. The transcript is spliced from 14 exons.
CCCAGGGCCUCGACGUGCCCAACCUCGCCAGUGCCCGCAACUCGCUCUCGCCGUCGAUGGAAGCGGCCCAGGACGCGGCAAACUACGCCAAGUCCGCCCCCAGGCCCACGAGCCCCUCGCCCUCGGUCGCGAGCGAGAAGACGGAGGCCGAGCUGCAGGACAAGCAGGAACGCGAAGAGGAGGAGCGGAAAACUCGAAUCCAACUUUACGUAUUUAUUUCGCGAUGCAUCGCCUAUCCUUUCAACGCCAAGCAACCUACGGACAUGACCUGCCGCCAAAUGAAAAUUACGAAGCAGCAGCUGGAGACCCUGGGCUCCCGAUUUCAGAGUUUCCUGAAAGGGGAGAUGCAGAUCAUGGCGGACGAGGCCUUCCACAACGCGAUCCAGCAUUACUUCGACGUGUUCCUCAAGUCGGAACGGGUGAUCCGUAUGGUGCAAAGCGGCGCCUGCUCGCAGUACGACUUCCGCGAGGUGUUCAGGAUCAACAUAGAAAAGAGAGUUCGGUCCCUCCCGGAAAUCGACGGGCUGAGUAAGGAAACGGUCAUCACCUCCUGGAUGGCCAAGUUCGAUUGCAUAUACAAGGGCACCGGCGACGAGGAGACCAAGAGGCCUUCCAGGAUACAGCAACAGUCGUUGAAGUCGGAACUGAUCCUCUCCAAGGAACAGCUCUACGACAUGUUCCAGCAGAUUCUCGGGAUCAAAAAGUUCGAGCACCAGCUGCUGUUCAACGCCCUCCUGUUGGAUUCAGCCGACGAGCAGGCUGCCGCCAUCAGGAGGGAGCUGGACGGUCGCAUACAGAAGGUCAACGAGAUGGAGAAGAACCGCAAGCUCAUGCCGCGGUUCCUCCUCAAAGAAAUGGAAUCGAUCUAUAUAGAAGAGCUCAAGUCGUCUAUCAACCUGCUAAUGGCUAAUUUGGAGUCGUUACCGGUCUCCAAGGGUUCGAUAGACAGCAAAUACGGGCUGCAGAAGCUGAAGCGAUACAACCGCGGUGAUCGCUCCCGCUGCCGCAGUCAGAGCUCUCUAGCUAAGUUAGAAGGCGACUCCGCCGAUUCCGAUCCCCAGCUGACCAAGAUGGACGUAGUCCUGACCUUCCAAUUGGAAGUUAUCGUAAUGGAGGUCAAGGGCCUCAAGAGUCUGGCACCUAAUCGAAUAGUCUAUUGCACGAUGGAGGUGGAAGGCGGCGAGAAGCUGCAAACGGACCAAGCCGAGGCCUCCAAACCCAUGUGGGACACCCAGGGUGAUUUCUCUACGACGUACCCCUUGCCCGUGGUAAAAGUGCGUCUUUACACGGAGAAUCCUGGUAUGUUGGCCCUGGAGGACAAGGAGUUGGGCAAGGUGAUCCUCAGGCCGACUCCUCUAUCCCCCAAGGUACCCGAGUGGCAUCGCAUGACCGUCCCGAAAAACAAUCCCGAUCAGGACCUUCGAAUCAAGAUUGCCUGUCGCAUGGACAAGCCGCUGAACAUGAAGCACUGCGGGUACCUUUACGCCUUGGGCAAGUCGGUAUGGAAAAAGUGGAAGAAGCGGUACUACGUGCUGGUCCAGGUCUCGCAGUACACAUUUGCGAUGUGUUCGUAUAAGGAAAAAAAGAGCGAACCGUCGGAAAUGAUGCAGCUCGAUGGCUAUACAGUGGACUAUAUCGAGGCCGCUUCUGCUAACCUCAUGGUCGGCAUGGAUCUCGAGGGUGGAAGAUUCUUCUUCAACGCCGUCCGUGAAGGCGAUAACAUAGUCUUCGCCUCGGAUGACGAGAACGAGUGCCAUUUGUGGGUAAUGGCCAUGUACAGGGCAACCGGCCAGUCCCACAAGCCCACGCCGCCCGUCUCCGUUGCUGACAAAAAUUCGACCAUCAGCAAGAUUCAAGGCGAUGCCGAUCGGGCGAGGAAACACGGGAUGGAGGACUUUAUCAGUGCGGAUCCCUGCAAAUUCGACCACGCGGCGCUCUUUAAGUUCCUGCAGAAUCUGAUGCUGGACUACAGACUGAACGAUCCAUACUGCUCGCUGGGCUGGUUCUCUCCAGGACAGGUUUUCGUCAUCGACGAAUAUUGCGCUAGAUACGGAGUUCGCGGUUGCUUCCGUCACCUGUGCUCCCUGAGCGACCUGCUGGACAGGGCGGAGCGAGGGAUCAUGAUCGACCCGACCUUGAUUCACUACAGCUUCGCGUUUUGCGCGAGCCACGUCCACGGAAACAGGCCCGAUGGCGUAGGCUCCGUCACUCACGAGGAGAAGGACAAGUUCAUGGAGAUCAAGGAGCGCCUGCGGCAGCUUCUGGAGAAGCAGAUCACGAAUUUCAGGUCGAGCUUCCCGUUCGGUCGACCCGAGGGUGCCCUGAAGGCGACCCUGUCGCUCUUGGAACGGGUCCUGAUGAAGGAUAUAAGUUCCCCGAUCCCGGCCGAGGAAGUACGCGGCAUGAUCAAGUCUUGCCUAGAGACCGCUGCACUCGUCAACUACACAAAGCUCUCCGCCGUGGCGAAGAUCGAGGACGAUUUCAAUGGGGAGGUCUGCGUGCCUCCCAGUAAGAAACUCGAGGACCUCAUCCACCUCGCGGAGCUUUGUGUCGACCUGUUGCAGCAAAACGAGGAACAUUAUUCGGAGGCGUUCGCCUGGUUUAGCGACCUCCUGGUGGAGCACGCCGAGAUCUUCUGGUCCCUCUUCGCGGUCGACAUGGACAAGGUGCUCUCCGAACAGCCGCCCGACACCUGGGAUAGUUUCCCGUUGUUCCAGAUCAUGAACGACUACUUGUCGACCGAUGACAACUUGAAGAACGGGAGAUUCCAUCAGCACCUGCGGGACACGUUUGCACCGCUCGUCGUCCGCUACGUGGAUCUGAUGGAGACGUCGAUCGCCCAGUCCAUCCACAAGGGCUUCGAGAAGGAGCGCUGGGAGAUCAAGGGCAACGGGUGCGCCACCUCGGAGGACCUCUUCUGGAAGCUCGACGCUCUGCAGACCUUCAUCGGCGGACUCCACUGGCCGGAUCCGGAGUUUCGCCAACAUCUGGAGCAGCGACUCAAACUGAUGGCCUGCGACAUGAUCGAGUCCUGCAUCCAGAGAACCGACGCGGCCUUCCAGCAGUGGCUGAAGAAAGGCGUCACCUUCAUCUCGACCGACUACAUCAUACCCUCGGAGAUGUGCGCCAUGGUCAACGUCAUCCUCGAUGCAAAGAACAAGAGCUUCAAGCUCUGCGCCGUCGACGGCGUCGACGUGCACCAAUACCACGCCAAGAUCGACGACCUCAUAGAAAAGACGUCAGCGGCGAUGACUCAAGGAAUGAUCAACAAGCUGGUGACUGUUCUGGAGACGACCCUCUCCAAGCUGGCGCGGUAUGACGAGGGCUCGUUCAUCGGCUCCAUUCUUAGUUUUACGAAGGUCUCGGGUAGCGGAAAAGAGAUGGGUCAGGCCUACGUGAAUUUCACGAGGAACUGCAUGGACCAGAUUCGCAGCAAGGUCAUCGACGAGCUCUGGAUUCUGACCUUCUUCGAGCAAUGGUACACGGCGCAGAUCCAGAUGCUGUGCAACUGGCUGUCGGAAAGGCUCGACAACAGCCUGCACCUGUACCAGUGCACGUGCCUCGCUCACAUCGUGAAGAAGGUUUAUUCGGACUUCGAACUCCAAGGAGUUAUGGAGGACAAACUGAACUCGCAGACAUAUCAGACGAUAUCGCAGAGGAUGCAAACGGAGGAAGCAACUUGUGCCUUAACCAUGAGCGCUCAAAACGAGGAAGGAUUGUCGGAAAACGGCAACGACGAGGACGUGGAGAGGCCCAAGACAAAGGUGACGGUCGUCGAGACGAUCGCUGGGGACGACGGUAACUACGUAGCGAACAUCUCUAACGUGACCUCCAACGUGGUCGGGAAAGUGGGCAGCAUGUUCGGCAAAGGCAUUGGUGGCCUUUCAACCAAAUUCGGCGGCGCCACCAGUUGGUUCUAACAAGGAACAACCCGCCGUUAAUUUAAUUUCACCUAGGACGUCCCUUAAUCCGCUCGUCUACCGAGUAGGUUGCAGCGAGAAGACCCAAAAAGUACCUAGGAUUCGUAGGAGCUAAACAAGCCUUAGAAGUUCUUCCCGGCAGAGGAGCUGACAAUGAGAAGAAUUUCCGGAAGCGAUACAGCCGAGAUGGCUUCCGAAUCUCCUAGUCGCAACGGGGUCGUCGCGUCGGACGUGGUUUCGUCGAGAGUCCACCGGAGGUCCUAACCCGAGACCAACAUCGAGUUCGGCCGCGUUCUCGAGGAAGGAGGUCUCCUCUUUGACCGGGCAAUCGAAGCUGGAAGAGAGUCCCAGUCCCUGGGAGUACCUGGAAUCGGUGGAUCCGCGCCUUCGCGGCCGAGGCUUAGUCUCCGAGUGGAGGCGCAACCGGAGAAAUCGAGCGGGAGGAAAGCUACGCGCGCGCGUAGAGCGAGAGGCACGCGAAGGGGUGACGCAGCUAUUGGAUACCCGCGCGAUCCCCGAACCGGAGGUACGCGGUUAAUAUUAGAUAAGGAUCGUCGUAACGGAUUUUCCUAUUUAGCGUGUAUUGGAGAGCAAUUCAGUCCGCGAGGCGUACCGAAGAAACGCACGAAUUGUAGAACAAGGGAAGGCCAUGAUCACUCCGCCGGAUAGGAGAUGGUCGAAGGGAAAGGGACGGGUCCGGGUCGAGAACCUUCCCAGGACGCGCUCUUUGUGACGUCGAUGAGCGAUCGGUGCCUUCGAACCAUUUUUAAGAUUCGCCCCCGAGGGCGCGAGAGAUUCUAAAGAAACGGAGGGUUUUCGCGAACGAACGAGAACGGACGGACGCCCGGCGCAUUUGGCAUCGAGCGUCGCGUUCCGAAUUUUCGAUCUCCAACGGGCGGUAACUCGGAUUUGUCGGCGGUUACGGGUUAUCUGGCAUAUUUUUAACGAGAUCUCGGGAUCGCGGGCGUGGUCUUGCCUGGGCAUACGUUGCAAUUGAAGUAUCGGGAAGAGCGCUCGCACGAGCGGCGCAACCGAGACCGUGCCGAGCGCGCCUCGUUCGCAAGAAAGAACGGCCGAGGUCGGUCAGAGUUUGCGAUCACUUUGUAAAUAUCGUUAGUCGAAGCUUCACCGGACGCGAGAGAACGGUCGAUCGUCGAGCGCGACUGCCAAGCUCGGUCCCGUCGAGGUCUGGCAAUCUUGGAAGUCGCGCAUAUCGUUCGAGUUCGGGAACGCGAGGCGCAUUCUCCGAGGAGGACUCGAAGUGAUUCGUGAUGGCGGAGAAGAAAAGAGAAACGGCAUUUGUCGCUAGUCUCGCGCGCAAACGAAAACCGAGCGAGGGGAUUCCUAUUGGCCCGGAGCUAUAAGAGCCUCAAGAGAGACACGACGCGGCAGGAGCGAACCAUCGUCGCACCGUCGAAGACGACGUUUACGGGGUCGUUCCAUCGUAUCCGUGACGAUCGCGCAAUGAUUCUAUCUAGAGCUCAUUAUGAUUAUCGUUAUAUUAUUCUUCUACUAUCGGUAACGACUCUACUGUAAUCCAUAUACUAGGCUAGGACAGUUACGGAACGAUGUCUCUUUCCGCUCCGACGAUGCUAUACUCCAGCACUACGGUACCGAGGUACCUUUUUCUCCCCCACCUCGUCUCUGUCUCUGUCUCUGUCUCUCUCUCUCUGUCUCUCUGUCUCUCUGUCUCACUUUCUCCGUCUCUAUCUCCUUAUUGUGUUAAUCGUGCCAGUAAUCGACCACAGAGGGGACUUUUUACUCUAGACGGUAUUCUAGCAAGUUUUAACUUCGAUUCCACUGUUGUUCUCUCGUUAAUAAAAAUUCGGGCACAAAAGCCCCGAUAAAAGGUC